Owenia fusiformis is the source of this 2339-nucleotide messenger RNA. The record is from the annotation of a GenBank genome assembly. Lineage: Eukaryota; Metazoa; Annelida; Polychaeta; Sabellida; Oweniidae.
AAAAUUCUGAAAGUAUAAAGUUUGAGAUAACCCCUUAAAAAGAUGAGUCAAGUGAGGGCUACUCCCCUGUUCGUUUGUCCACUAAUGUCGUCACUAAUACACCGACCUCCUACACUGACCACCCUAGUCAUUCUCUACGGACACUCACCAUGGCUAAAGGGUGGACGUUGUUGGUCAUCCUGGCUGCGACCAUAGCAGUUUCAUAUUCUCAGCAAAAUGAAAUCAAUGCAAUGGGAACCAGGUUUAUGUUGGUCUUCAAUAGACAAUACAGAGGCAGUCCACUUGGUUCUAAUGAUGUUAUUGUCACGACCGAAGAAGCUGAAACAACAGUAAAUCUGGAUAUUCCUGCUCUCAAUAUAUCGAUGUCACGCGUCAUUUCUCCAGACGAGCCAUUAGUCUACAAAUGCCCAGGAACUAUUCGGUUGGAAAACAACGUGAAGGAAAUGAAAGGUGUUCGGAUCACAUCCGAUAAGCGUGUUAGCGUGUUUGGUUCAAACGCCGGAUUGUCCGUCGAUUCAUUCUUGUCCCUUCCUAUGACAGACCCAGAAGUACGCGAGGAGUACAUUGUUGCUUCAUACAGGGCCCUCCCCACCACCUUCGCCCAAGUAGCCGUGGUCGCUUUUAUGAACAAUACUCAAGUAACUAUCGUUCGAAGAAACGAAGAACGCAAUGGCUAUGAUUGGCCAAAUGCUGUUAACUUUACCCUUAAUGAGUUUGAAUCGUACAUGCAAGCUGUACAAGGCGGUGACAUGACCGGGGCAAUGGUUCUAUCAGAUAAGCCCGUGUCUGUCCUCUCUGGGGCAUCGUGUGCCUUUGUACCAUUAACUUCUCAAUAUUGUGACCAUCUAGUAGAACAGAUUCCCCCAGUUUCUACAUGGGGAGGUACCUUCAUGACAGCUCCUAUUGCCACACGACUUCGAGGUGAUGUAUUCAGAAUAAUCUGCAGUCAGGACAAUACCACUGUUUACAAUCCACGUUUCGGCACCCGAGGCCCAACAGUGCAGAAAGGAGGGUACAUCGAACUUAACAUCGGAUCCCGUUCAACCCUGUUUUUCAAAUCUACAAAACCGUGCAUGACGGUCCAGUACAACAAGGGUAUAACCUCCGAUAAUUUGAGAAGCGGCACCGACCCAUUCAUGAUGAUCGUACCACCGCUGAAACAAUACGCACCAAGGCACAAAUUCCACACAAUACGAAACAGACGGGGGCAAGAUUUCAGCAACCAUGUGAAUGUCAUCGCAAAGACUGAAGCGUCCACCGGGGUCAGUCUCAACGGUGAAUUCCUCACUGAAUGGACACCGAUCCGUUACACUAACUUUUCCUUUGCACAGGUGACUAAUUUGAAAUAUGGCCAGUAUGUGUUACAACAUUGGUCCAAUGAUGUCUGGAUAUCCGCUAGCGUGUAUGGUCACUUCGGUGUCGAAGGCUACGGCAACCCUACUGGUAUGGGACUACGCAGAGGAGAUGUUGAGCACCCACCUGUGCCUAUAUCAACUCCUGCCCCAACUCGAUCAGUAGCAAGUAACUUCACAGAAAUAUGUAAAUGCCAAAUAAGGAUCGAGCCAAACAUCACUGCUGGGGAGACAUACCCAGGUGAGAUUCUUGAAGAGCUAGAACCCGUCUACUACAACAACUCUGAUGGAGAAUGCAUAGGGUGCCACGAGGUACUUCGAACAUGCCCGCAGAUCUGUGAUCAGCGUGCCCGUGAAUAUUGGGGAUGGGAAGGCCUUGCUAGGUUGGUCCCAGUAAACGGAACAAGUGGUAGCCGUCUACGACCUCGCGGCCAGGUACUCUGUCAAAUCCACAAUGGUCCUCUUAACCCACCAGGUACAAGGGUGCUCGCCUAUUAUGAUCCUGGCAGUUGUGGCGCUCCUAUGCACACAAUCGCAAGCAGCACUUCUCUCUGCUGCGCUGAACAAGAUAUUCCGGAAAUAGGAUACGUCAUAGUUUGGGACAGAGAAUGUGAUUCCGAUGUGGAAUUCCCACUGCCGACGGAUGCAAGUUAGACAAUCAUAUCACCAGCACACUACCUCGUGGAGAAACUAGUAGUUCAGACAAUGGUUUUCAUAUAGUUUUAGUUCCCGAAGAGAGUAUGUGACCCUGAAUGCUCAAUAAGAUGACUACAGUAUAUAUUGGAGUGCCUAUAGACAAUACAUGGGCGUGGUUGAUUUAGAUUCAGCUCAAUACUCAUUUGAAACGAGAAUCACGUUCAGAUUCAGAGCUAUUAAUAAGCCCUAUUACUUUUGAGAGCAAUUUUCCAAAAAGUGUGUCAAUUUCAGAAUCAGUAAUACCAUCAUACCAUCCUUUUGCCAUGCCCAUUUCAAGUCAAAAAAUCUAAA